Messenger RNA from Acipenser ruthenus (sterlet), 2380 nucleotides. RefSeq names its product acidic residue methyltransferase 1 (gene dcph1). NCBI's taxonomy places the organism in Eukaryota, Metazoa, Chordata, Actinopteri, Acipenseriformes, Acipenseridae. Gene Ontology annotation, cellular component: nucleus; cytoplasm. The transcript is spliced from 5 exons. The coding region runs from base 48 to 1397 and encodes 449 amino acids. Gene Ontology annotation, molecular function: phosphatase activity. Gene Ontology annotation, biological process: DNA damage response. The record is from RefSeq and is a predicted model, not a curated record.
AUAAAGUUUUAUUGAAAUAUUUUGUUUUUCACUUCCUGGUUGUAAAGAUGGCUUCUCAGGUUGUGCUGCAAGCGGUUCCCGACUCUCUUUCUGCUAAAUAUAAAGGAACCUUUGCAUAUUUAACCAUCAGAGACAGACUGCCAACGAUUCUGACUAAGGUUAUUGAUACAAUCCAUCGAAAUAAAAACAAGUUCUUUGAAGAGCAUGGAGAGGAGGGUGUGGAGGCUGAAAAGAGAGCAAUUUCCCUCCUUUCCAAGUUACGAAACGAGCUACAGACAGACAAGCCAGUACUUCCUCUGAGUGAUGGGCUCCUGGACAUGGAGCAGUGGAACCAGUAUGUAGAGAGGCAACAGGCAUUACUGGAUGGGGACGAGACCCCCAGCUGGUUCAAGUCACCUUGGCUUUACAUGGAGUGCUACAUGUACAGAAGAAUUCAGGAAUCUGUGAAACUUAAUCCUCCGAUUUGUGACUUUGAUGUGUUUGAGGAAGGGAAGACUCACAGCUUUUUUGAGUCUCAACAGGCCAUAAUGGCGAUUUGCACUUAUCUACAAGGUCUGCAUAAAAACAUGGAAGAUCUGUCCGAGGAGCAGCUGUUGGAGCAAUUUCUGAAACUGGUGCAGGUGUCCUUGUGGGGAAACAAGUGUGACCUUUCCAUUUCUGCUGGGCAGGACAACUCCCAAAAGUCUAGUCCAAUAGAUUCCCUAGAGACUCUGAAACAUAUGAUCUUGGUAGAUGAUUCAAGAUUGGUUUGGUCAAUGCUGAUGAACAGCAGGGCGGCAGGCGGUCCUGUGAAACCCGGAGCAAGAGUGGACAUCGUCCUCGACAAUGCCGGCUUUGAGCUCGUCACAGACCUGGUCCUGGCCGACUUUCUGCUGGCUUCCAAACUUGCCUCAGAAAUCCACUUCCAUGGGAAGUGCAUACCUUGGUUUGUCUCCGACACUACGAGAAAGGAUUUUGAGUGGACGAUGAGACAGGUCCAGUCAGCCAAUCAUAAAUGGAUGUCCAAGUGUGGCUUUCAGUGGCAAGGCUACAUGAAACAAGGUACCUGGGUGUACCACGAUCAUCCUUUCUGGACUCUUCCACAUGAGUUUUGUGACAUGUCUAAAGAUGCUCCUGAUCUAUAUGCCAAGCUACAGAAGUCUGAUUUAAUAUUUUUCAAGGGUGAUCUGAACUAUAGGAAAUUGACAGGUGACAGAAGGUGGGAUUAUACAGUCUCUUUUGAUAAAGUUUUGCGAGGGUUUCAACCAGCACCGCUUUGCAGUUUGAGAACAUUGAAAGCAGAUGUACAAGUGGGUCUCAGGCCUGGGCAGGGUGAGAAGCUGGCUGCUACAGAUCCUGACUGGAUGACCAGUGGAAAAUAUGCAGUAAUCCAGUUCAGCAGUCCUUACAAGGAAUAGUUUAUUUUAAUUGAGAGUUGCUUAUUGUUUACUAAGAGGUAUUGGUAAUUUAUCAUUGGUAUUAUAAAGUGGUAAUAACUUGAUUUGGCAGUAAGUUUCAGAAAUCGUUUCUCAGUUUUCUGCAGGUCUUUCUUUUAUUCUGAUCAAUUCUUUGUUGAUUGAGCAUUAAAAGGUCAAUUACUAUGUUUAAGAGUACACUCACUACUCACCAAUGCUUCCUGAACUUCAUUUGGCCUCUACAUUAGUUAACUGUUACCUCUGAAACAUGCAUCUCGGAUUAAAGUGUUCUUGUUUAUAGGGGGAAGCUGCAUGCUGCAAACCCAAGGACUAGUUAAGGAAGCAGUGAUAGAUUCUAAAGUUUAAAUUUAAAUUAAAUGUUCAGUUCAUAAUUGACAGACUAAAGUAAUGGAAUGGAAAACCAAGAUAUAUAUUUUUAAACCUUACAGCCCUAGUAACUAACACUUUAAGCUUCUUCAUACAUCUUAAUUUACUGGCAGAUCUUAAGAUUCCUGGGGUUAUUCCUUCUGAUAACCAGACGAUAGUUGCUGCUACAAUUGAUUUAUAAAAAUAAACUGUUAACUCCAAUAUUGUACUGGAAGACAUUCUUAACUUGUUCUAAGUAUACCGUUUUUCUCAUUAAAGACAAUUUACCUCCAUAAACACACGGGUGAUAAGCUGUACAGCUGCAUUCUUCCUAAAACACGUUCUGUAUUGGCUUUAUCAGUUGCAUGUAAACGCACAGGUGCAUGCAUUAUUAAAUGUUUACAGAUUAUUAAUAUGCUGCCCCUUGGCAUUUAAUCUAUCACGUUUCUAUCAACUUCUAUCUAGUUUUAAAUCAUCUGUGAAGGGUUACAUGUGGGUUAUUUUAAUGGCAGUACAAUUUAACAUGUUUGUUUUUGGUACAACUUUGCCAUUUUACUAGUAGGAAACAGUGAAAUGUGUAUGUUCAUUUUCACAAGGAAAAUAAAGGCACUUCAAUUUUA